UGGCAGGGAUGACACUCAAGCCCUACUCAGAAUGGAGCUGAAGCCACUGGAAGCCACUGUUCAGGACAUCUGCCAUGUCACCAGAGAAGACUGGCUUCUUCAAGAAAAGAAACAGCUGCAGAAAGAAAUUGAAGCCCUCCAAGCAAGGAUGUCUGUUCUGGAAGCAGAAGAUCAACAGCUGAGAAGGGAGAUAGAUGAGCAAGAGCCGCAGCUCCUGUGGCAGGGCUGUGACCUGACCUUCCUGGUGCAGAGGUUGUCCCUGGGUGAGCUGCAAGGGCUCAGUGAGGGCUUGCACAACACCCUGGCCUUGGCCAGUCAGAUUACCCUCCAAGCCGAACCACCUGAAACCCGAAGGAGGCAAUGAGAAAAGUCUGCAGAACCAUAACUCCGAAAAGAAGAAAAAGGGUUGGAAAUGAAAGAAGGGAUUUGAAACUGCCGCCUGUCUGGGUGGGUGCAGAUGCCACUCACCGAAGGAAACGAGGACUCUGACUUCUGUUUUCUGUGGAAUGUAUUUGAGAAAUUCAAGGUAUCUGAUUAUUUUCACCUAGAGCACCAUGGAUUCUCAAAGAUGGGAGAUGUUAACAUGCCAGACUAAACUGUUCUCCAGACCUGGAGCUGAGGGUUCCAAGCUCUUCCAGCAGAAGCCCAAGACCUCCAAAAGAGAAGCUAACUGUGACCAGCACGAAUAUGAGCCCAUCAUGUGGGCAGAACUGCCAUCACGUUCCUAUCCCUCAGCUUACCUGCUGUACCAAACAUCUGAGGAUGACCAGCCGGGAACUUCUACCUCUCCAUGCAGUUUCUGUCCACUGCGUCACACAGCCUUUCCCAAGAGGAAUGUCUCUGAUCACCAGCUCAAGAGCUUUUGCAGCUGCAAAGAAUAGCUUGCUCCUGAAGGCUAAAUGUGCCUUGGCAUGCCUUAUGAGAUAUCUGAAGUCUGGAGGAAUUCUUGGCAUUUUUCUUCUCUGUGCACCACGUAUGUCCACUGGUGACAUGUGACAGUAUCAGCUGUGAGGGGAGAAGAGUCCAAAGAAGGAAAAGCCUCCAGAAAAGGAUGAAAUCCCUCAACUUGUCACUUAAAGAAAUCACUACUAAGGUGUGUAUGAGCGAGAGACUCUGCAGCACUCUCAGGAAGAAAGUUCAUGACAUUGAAACCCAACUACCUGCGCUGCUUGAGGCCAAGAUGCUGGCCUUAUCAGAAACCAUUUCUGUACAGCUAAGGAGCUCACGGAGGAGAUAAGGUUACUGGCAUCAGAAAAGGAAGGGCUGGAGGGACUCCUCAACAAGCUGUUGGUUCUGAGUUCCAGGAAUGUCAAAAAGUUGGAAAGUGUUAAAGAAGAUUACAACAGACUGAGAAGAGAACUGGACUACAGGGAGACUGCCUAUGUUGUUCCAUCUUAUAGUCCACAAAAGAGGGCCUUCAUUUGGAAUUUGAGUCAAAGUCUGAAAAACCCUGAUAUGUCUUUCUUGUCU
Molecule: messenger RNA, 1470 nt
Organism: Manis javanica (Malayan pangolin)
Lineage: Eukaryota; Metazoa; Chordata; Mammalia; Pholidota; Manidae
Source: RefSeq, a predicted model, not a curated record